AUGAAAUCUCUUCACUAUAGAAUUAAAUAAAAAACAAAGAACAUUCUAUUUCAACAUCUAUAAAAUAUAAUAAUGACCCAGACUUUAGACUUUGUAAUAUAAAAAGACAUUUAAAAUUUGAAUUUAUAAUUGAAAUAAAAAUCUUAUGAAAUCUAAGAAAUUAGUCUACAAAACUUAAGAUUAAAUGAUGAAGUUCAAAAACUUAAUGAAUAACUUAAAAGUUUAUUGAAAGUGAAUAAACAUUCUAAGGAAUUCUCUCAAUAAAUAGAAAUUAUAUAAGAUAAAUUACUUUAGAAUAAAAGUAUUAUUUAAAUGUAAGAUAACCAAUUACAAGUGUUAUAAUAACAAUCUAUUAAAGAUAAAAAAUAAUUACAACAAAGAUAUUUAGGAAUAAUUGAUUAAUUAAAUGAAGAUUAUUCUAAAAUUAAAUUAUAAUUAGAUUAAUCUCAAAAUAAAAUUUGCUAUUUAGAAGUGUUUUUAAUAAAAAGAUAUAAGAAUCUAAUGAAAAACAUACUUAGCAAAAUUAAGAAUUAGAAUAAUAUAUUCGUUAAUUACAAUUUAAGUUUAACUCUUCUUAAAAAAUAAAUCAAGAAAGUUCUAGAUCAUCAGAUUAUAUGAAAUCAUAAGUUUUAGACAAAGUAAAAUCGGAGAACUAAUAAUAUUAAUAAGAGAUAUAUGUCAUUCUUGCUCUAAAAUUAUUGUCAUAAGUAAGAUAUGAAUUUUAAAAUUAAUUUGGCAAACAAAUUUUAAUAUCAUUUUUAAAAAGGAAUAAAUAAAUUUAAUUGGUUUACAAAGUAAUUGAAAAGCUUAAUAAUCAGUUAAAAAAAAAUUUACUUUAUUAACUGAAUUUCUAAAUAUUUAAAUUCUUCUUUUUAAAUACUCCAUUUUGUAAAUCUAAUAUGCAAGUACUAUAAAUUGGAGUUAUUAAAUCAAGAACUGAUUGA
Messenger RNA from Paramecium sonneborni, 944 nucleotides. The record is from the annotation of a GenBank genome assembly. NCBI's taxonomy places the organism in Eukaryota, Ciliophora, Oligohymenophorea, Peniculida, Parameciidae.